Molecule: messenger RNA, 10246 nt
Organism: Gadus morhua (Atlantic cod)
Lineage: Eukaryota; Metazoa; Chordata; Actinopteri; Gadiformes; Gadidae
Gene: syngap1b
Product: synaptic Ras GTPase activating protein 1b
Exons: 22
Coding region: 306-4418 (1370 amino acids)
Biological process (GO): regulation of GTPase activity; negative regulation of Ras protein signal transduction
Source: RefSeq, a predicted model, not a curated record
CACCCUCACACCUUAAUAACAGCGCGUGCAACAACAACACGCAUACACACACACACACACACACACACACACACAUACACACACAACCCCUCAUUCUGCAUCUAACAUUCGAGGCACGAGGACAUCUAAAAUGUGUGUAAGCGAGCGCGGAACGAUGCCUAUUUUUACGUAGUAAGGAAUACUGGCCUCGCCGCGAGCUUCGUCAGUGAAAAGCUUAUCUCUAUUUUACUGACUCGUGUCGUCUUGCCUCUGGAGUGCCGCGAGACAGCUGAGACGCAGAAGAACACGUUCAAUGCCGUUGGAACAUGUCCUAUGUUCCCUUCCAAGAUGCGAGGUGUGCUGCCCCCCCCUCUUAUCAUCACCACCGCCAUCAUCGCUCCCACCUCCCGCCGUUCCACGCUCCCUCCUACGACGCCCCAGUGCACGAGCGUCCCAUCUACGAUCGUCCCUCGCACGCCCGUCCUGCCAUCGAACGCCCCUCGCACGACCACCCGGUCUACGAUCGCCCCACGCAAGACCCUUGGAACCCACGUCUCUGCGUGAUCUCCGGAAAUCAGCUCUACAUGUUGGACCAGGAGGAGGUUCACCCUCUGCUGAUGCGCGAGAGGCGCUCCGAGUCCCACAGGAACAAGCUCCUGCGGCGGACGGUCAGCGUUCCCGUUGAGGGGCGGCCGCAUCCAGAGAUGGAUCACCGCGCCCGGCGGAAGAGCAUCGCCACAGGGAAGCAGCCCAGCAUGGAGAUCCCUCCCACCGCCCCCCCGCAACCCUUCCGACAACCCAGCUUCCUGAGCAGGAGGUUGAAGGGCUCCAUCAAGAGGGCCAAGAGUCAGCCCAAACUGGACCGCAGCAGCAGCUUCAGGCACAUGAUCCUCCCCCGCUUCCGCAGCGCUGACCAGGACAGGACCCGUCUGAUGCAGAGCUUCAAGGAGUCCCACUCCCAUGAGUCUCUGCUGUCCCCCAGCAGUGCGGCCGAGGCGCUGGACCUCACCCUGGACGAAGAUGCCAUCAUCAAGCCCGUCCACUCCAGCAUCCUGGGCCAGGAGUAUUGCUUUGAGGUCACCACAGCGUCGGGGACCAAGUGCUUUGCUUGUCGCUCGGCCGCCGAGAGAGACAAGUGGAUCGAGAACCUGCAGAGAGCUGUCAAACCCAACAAGGACAACAGCCGCCGCGUGGACAAUGUGCUCAAACUGUGGAUCAUCGAGGCCCGCGAGCUUCCAGCCAAGAAGCGCUACUACUGUGAACUGUGCCUGGACGACAUGCUGUACGCGCGCACCACCAGCAAGCCCCGCACCGACACCGUCUUCUGGGGGGAGCACUUUGAGUUCAACAACCUGCCCGCCGUCCGCAACCUUCGCCUUCACCUCUACAAGGAGACGGACAAGAAGAGACGCAAGGAGAAGAGCACAUACUUGGGCCUCGUCAGCAUCCCCAUCUCCAGCAUCACUGGGCGUCAGUUUGUGGAGCAGUGGUACCCCGUCAUUCAGCCCAGCGUCCUCACCAAGGGAGCGGGCGUGGGCGGGGGGAAGAUCAUCAACGCGUCGCUCCGCCUCAAGUCCCGCUACCAGACCAUGAGCAUCCUGCCCAUGGAGCUGUACAAAGAGUUCGCCGAGUACGUCACCAACAACUACCGCACGCUGUGCGCCGUGCUGGAGCCCGUGCUCAGCGUCAAGAGCAAAGAGGAGGUGGCGUGUGCACUGGUGCACAUCCUUCAGAGCACAGGGAAGGCUAAGGACUUCCUGUCAGACAUGGCGAUGUGUGAGGUGGACAGAUUCAUGGACCGAGAACACCUUAUCUUCAGAGAGAACACUCUGGCCACCAAAGCCAUAGAAGAGUACCUCAAGCUGAUUGGACACAAGUACCUCAAGGACGCUAUAGGUGAGUUCAUCAGAGCCUUGUACGAGUCAGAGGAGAACUGCGAGGUAGACCCCAUGCGGACCCCACCCUCGGUGCUCCCAGACCACCAAGCUAACCUACGCAUGUGCUGCGAGCUGGCGCUGUGCAAGAUCAUCAACUCCCAUUGCGUGUUCCCCCGGGAGCUGAAGGAGGUGUUUGCGUCGUGGAGGGUACGUUGUGCCGAGCGGGGCCGGGAGGACAUCGCGGACCGCCUCAUCAGCGGCUCGCUCUUCCUGCGCUUCCUGUGUCCCGCGGUGAUGUCCCCGUCACUCUUCAACCUGACACAGGAGUACCCCGACGAGCAGACCUCCCGCACCCUCACCCUCAUAGCCAAGGUGGUGCAGAACCUGGCCAACUUCUCCAAAUUCGGCACUAAAGAGGAGUACAUGUGCUUCAUGAAUGAGUUCCUGGAGAUGGAGUGGGGCUCCAUGCAGCAGUUCCAGUACGAGAUCUCCAAUUUGGACAGCGUGAGCAACGCGGGCAGCUUCGAGGGCUACAUCGACCUGGGCAGGGAGCUGUCCAUCCUCCACAGCCUGCUCUGGGAGGUCAUGGCCCAGCUCAGCAAGGUUAGCGGGACAACGGACGCCAUCAUCAAACUGGGCCCGCUGCCCCGCCUCCUGAACGACAUCAGCAUGGCGCUGCGUAACCCCCACCUCCAGAGGCAGCCCAGCCACCAGGGCCCCGGCCGCCUGCAGGAGAAGCAGUCGGGCCGCCUGCUCUCUAGGCCCAGCUUCAACAGGGCCCCCUCCUCCGAGUUCCAGAGGUACGACAACUCUAUAGAUAUCACUCGCUUGCCUUCCCCCACCACUGGGGUACCCGGCGGGGGAGUCAUGCCCUCGCGCCCCCAGUUGAGUUUCCAGGAACGGGAGCACCUCCAGCGGGCCAACUCCAAAGAUGUUUUCUACGUGACGCGCCCCCCCCUGGCGCGCUCCAGCCCCGCCAACUGCACCAGCAGCUCUGACAUCACCGAUCCGGACCCCAAGGCCUCCAUCGGCGGCGGCAUGGGCAGCUUCGGCGGGCUGAGCAGCGGGGGCGGUGGCGGCCUGGGCUCGGGCCUCAGCAGCCAGCUCCGGGCCGGCGGGCGUCUGUCGGCCGGCUCUGGGGGCUCCAGCAUGUCUGGCGGCCUCCGGCUGAGCCAGAUGGGCGCCACCACCGACUCGCUGUCCCAGCAGCAGCAACAGCAGGCCGCCGCCAUGCGCUACCCGCUUUCCUUCCAGAACCCCCUCUUCCACCUGGCCACCGGGGACGGACCCCAGCAACAGCAGCAGCAGCAGCAUCAGCUCCACCACCAGCACAGCCGGGCCCAGCCCCCGCCGCCCCUGCUCCUGGCCCCCGACCCGGAGCCCUCCCACCAGUCCUACGUGCCCCAGUUCGCCCACGGAGGGUUCUCCCGGAGCGAGGACCUGUCCACCCUCAGGACCCGGGACGGGCACCUGAACCAGCCCAGCAUCAUCCACUCCCACAGCUACAGCGACGACUACACCCGUGCGGACCAGGGACGCAGGCAGCUCUCCAUGCACAUGCAGGAUAACAUCCCACCGCAACACAUGAUGGGCAUGGCGUCCCAGACGGGGACCUCCCACUCCUCCCUGGCCACACCCCCUUCCACAGUCCAGCCAGUGCGCCAGAGUUCCAUCGCCCCGCCUCCCGCCCAGCGCGUCAAAUCACAGACCUCGCAUCAGCUGUCUGUCAGCGCGGCGGCCACGCCCUCGGCGCCGGCCAAGACGCGGCCUCAGAGCGGGAACCUCCUCCAGUCCCCCGAGUCGGGCUACGCCGGGAGGCAGCCGGGUCCCAGGCAGCUGUCCGUCAAGGGCAGCACCCCACCGGGCCUGCCCCACCAACAGAGCUCAGUCCGGGAGAACCAGAGUCCGCAGGGAACCACCAAUCAGAGCAAUCAGCAGUCGCCACAGCAACCCCAGCAACAGCAUCUGCUGAAGCCCACCAUGAGCAAACAGGGUUCCCAGACUCCCUCCAGCCUCAACCCCCCCACCCCGGCCAACGAGCGGACGGUGGCCUGGGUGUCCAACAUGCCUCACCUCUCGGCGGACAUCCCGCUGAGCGCCCGGUCCGACCGCGAGGACUUCAAGCUGAAGGAGUACUCGAAGAGCAUGGACGAGUCUCGCAUGGAGAGGGUGAAGGAGUACGAGGAUGAGAUCCACUCGCUGAAGGAGCGCCUGGUGAUGUCCCACAAAAAGCUAGAGGAGUACGAGAGGAGGCUGCUGAGCCAGGAGCAGCAGACCAGUCAGAUCCUCCUGCAGUACCAGAACCGGCUGGACGACAGCGAGCGCCGGCUUAGGCAGCAGCAGCACGAGAAAGACUCCCAGAUUAAAGGGAUAAUCAGCAGACUGAUGGCUGUGGAAGAUGAAAUAAGAGGAGCCCCAGUGGUCAUUGAGCCCAAAACCAGAAUGUUUGCUGAUCAGGGGCGUCGUCAGUCUAUCCUAGUGCAGCCCCGCCUCGCUCCCGCCCCGCCCCGAGUCUCCAGGAAACCGAGCUUUCCUCCGUGGGUUCAGCAGACCCCAGUGUGAAAACAGAAAGUGGAGAGGGAGGUGGAGAAGGAGGAGGAGGAGAAGGAAGAGGCCUGGACCACCAUCAAGGAACUCCUCCCCUGGGCGUGCACUCGGAUAGCCCCGCCCACAGCACCCCCCCUCCGAACGACACCCACCCUCCCUCUCUGCUACCUCACGUCGCGUCACAACCCACCGCCACCACCACCACUGCACCAACCCCAACCACCACCACCACCACCACGACAUCAUCAACCACCUAGUCUGAACGGAGAGCUCCAUGGCAACCAAAUGUCCACCCCCGUGACAACCGCACAGGCGCUCGGCGUCAUGGCAACAGCAGAGGAAGAGGGAGCAGGUCAAAAAGCAACGCUUGGAGAAAGAGGACCCAAUUAAAGGAGGAAUUCGAAAAACAGAAAUACUGUGCCUACACUCUUCCAAAUAAACAAAAAGGGUUAAGGGUUGUUUUUUUUCUCUGAACCCAACCCUGGCCCAGCCGAACCCCGACCCCCCCUAGUCAUGAACCCUUUUUGGAGAGCAAGAGAGAGAAGAAAUGUUUGGGGAGAGAGCUCCAUGACACACCCCAUGCACACCACUAAGGGCUCCUCAGUGGCUCCGCCCACAGGCUCUGUGCAGCGCCACUCUUGCAGGCCAAGGUGGUGACCGCCUAUGCCCCCCCCCCUCCCCCGACGACACACUGUACACAGCUUUAAGGGGACAGCGCUGGGUACACACAGGCAGACCGUCACCAUAGUAACCGCACCAAUGCCGGCCGAGUCCCGCGUGACGGCUCGACGUAACGGAAAGAGAGGAAGGGGUUCACCGGAACGAACAAACAGAACGCUCCAUAAGAUACCGAUCAAACUUCAGUCCAGUGCGGCGGCCACACUCACAGCUGGCGAUGUCCACCGUGCCCAUCCCCCCCGUCCCCCCGUCCCCCAGCCCCCUCCUUUCGCUUUGUGCUUACAGGUGUGAUAGCUGCACCUGUAGGUGGUCAGGUAGACCUAGUACCGUAGUCCUUCCUUUUAGUGCCUUUGAGCGUUAUUCAACAGGGUCUUCAAUAACUAUGAUAUGAUGAGGUGACAGCGGGAGAAAGCAGCAAUACCAUCGCUUUUAUAAGAAAACUGACUUAGUGCUGGAAAAGGGACUAAUGGUAUUUUAUUUUUUCGGGUGGGGGGGGAGACUGAGUUCAUACAAUUUUUCUCUUCUCAAUCGCAGAACUGACAUGUGAUCCACUGGUGCUAAAGAGAAACUAAUGGUGCCAUUUCCCAGGUCCAAGUGUGGUCUUCGUCUGUCUGCUUCCUCCAUCUCACCUCCUCCUCCUCCUCUUCCUCCUCUUCCUCCCUGUCUUCUCCAAGGUCAUGUCACUGUGUUGUGUCUUUGUCUCCGCUUCUGUGUUCCAGUUUGUGUGUACGUCUCUCAUCGUCUGCUAAUCCUGUCUCCGUCUGUCUGAGGAGUUCAAAAUGUCACAGUUCACAGUAAAAAACCAAAGCUAAACCAGACAUAUAAUUUGGUUAUUUCUUUAUUUAACCUUUGUUUAACCAGGUUAGUCUCUUGAUAUUAAAUAAUAUAUAUUGCAUGAGAGAACUUGCCAAGAACAGCAGUCUACAAAACUUCGACAUAUAACAGACACCUGAAUGUAGGAAGAUCAUAGGUACAACAAGAAAAAACGCCUCUCAUCUCAAAUAUGGUCAAAUGAAUGUAAACCAUAAAAUAUGUCCCUCCAAUGGUCUGUGCUUUGAGGUUAUAUAACUGCAAAUAACAAUCCACAGAUGCCUCUGUCUCUGCUUUCUCCUCUUUUAAUCCCUCUCUACACUGGAUUCUUUGUCUUCUCCUGGCCUCCUCCUUACUUUAUAGAUAAUUCUUUUUUUUAAUUGCCUAAAUAAUAAUAAGGGAAGUUGAUGAAUUGUCAUUUGUUACGCUCUGACUGCACUUUCUACAGUUGAUGGGUUGUGUCCAGGGGAAACGGUUGACCAUUGCGAGGUUGGAAUCUCUUUCAAAUCUAUAAAUAGUUUGUACAUUUAUACUAUGUGUUCUCUCUAGCUUCUGGUUGCGUAGUUGCAUUCAUUAGAAAUAAAUAGCUCUGUAUCAGCCAAACCUCUGACAAAGGCCAACCGCGCUUUAACCUUGAAGUCCCCGGCACGACGCUCAUUGACUGGCAUUCUUAACUCCAGAGACCACUAGACCAUUCAUUAGUGAACCCCCAGUAGGAAAGCCAUGACACUGAGAACACACAGAAUAAAGACAGGCUGAAACAUCAAAUCCUGCACUCAACACUAAUACCGCUGUUCUUUACUGAAGGAUGAAUACUUUUAAAAGACCGGUACCUUUUCUAAGAAAAUCCAAAAUAAAAAGAAAUGCCAAUGCUAAGAAUGUAAAGAAUGUACUACCUCACGGUAUUGUAAGAUGCCUUUAUCCAAAGUAUCGUACGAUACUGUGAGCGUUUAGAUUGUCCGCAUAACUACCUAGGUAUUAUUUAAUCGAUAAUUUUGUUUUCCAAAAGGGAUUUAAUAUAUUUCUCCGUUCUUAAGAUACAAACUGUCUGUUGAAUGUGUUGCCCUGUCUUAUCAUGUGUUUGUUUAUUACUUUCUGUAUGAAAUGUCUGCUGUAACCUGUCCUUAUGUGAAUUUGUGUCACUGUUUCUGUACUCAUUCUGCACCAGCUCAGUGAAUACUCCCAAUAGGGGCAUGCAGAACAAGAAUCUCGGACCCGUCUGUUUCAGCUUGUUUUAAAUUAUUGGACGAAUGUCCUAUCUUUCGGUCCAGGGUCAAAACGACACAUUGCCAUGUAUCUCUUGGUCAGUUCUAGGGACUUACAAUAAAAUCUGAAAGAAGGGGUUAGAUUCAGUAAAUAGCUGAAACUGCAGACAAAUCCAACACUAGCAAUGUGUUUGUAAAUGCUAACAUUGAGCCAGAAGUAAAAACAAAUCUUUGUCUUCUAUUUCCACACAGCUUGUAGGGCUACUUCUUUCGAUGUGUAAAGUAUUUCACAAGCAGAGACGGUGAGAUCAUAGUGAGGCUAGAGAUGACGGACGCUCGGUCGUUGAGGGGUCGUAAAAAAUACCUCAGUGAAAUAUAAAAUGGAAAGACUCAGGUACACAAGCACUCUCCUCAGAGCUGAUGAGAAACCUCCCUGAAAUGAGGAUGCCUUCAAACCUUUGGUCAACCCAGGGACCAUCUCAUCUCCUCACUCUGCUUCAGUAGCCCCUGAUCAAGUCCCCUCGUCUCUUCUUCCUCUUCCUCCUCCUCCUCCUCCUCCUCCUCUCCUUCCUCUUCGUUUUUCUUCUCUCUUUCUGCCCUCUUUUUGCUCUUCUUCUCUUAGCCACUCACAAAGCUUCGUGGAGGACAUCCUGGAACCUAAUUGGCUGGGCCGUGUGAAGUCCAAAGGGUGGCACAGCCAAAUGUCAAGGGCCCUCUCUCGGGACGCGAUUGGCUGACGAAGGGGGUACUUGGGUCCCAUUGGUCCCAGUCCCUUUGCUCAAAGGAUGGUGCAGCGAAAGCCCAGCAAACCGGAUAAGGAUCUGCUGGGUGCUCCUUUUUUUAUUGAUUUAUUGACCUUCCUUUACUUGGGCCCUCUCUCUCUCUCUUUGAUUGGAUCCACUGGAGUAUUUUUAUGCAUCUGUCGCUUCGUAAUUGGAUAUAUUAUAGGACUUUUCUUCGGUGGACAGGCCAAGCAUUUCGGUUAUCCGCUCGCCGGCCUGGCUUGCAUGUGAAGACUAGCUAUGCAGAAAAUUGAAUCAGUCGGGGCGAAGCAAGUCUGAGGCCACGGGGGUCAGGCAGGGUCACAACACGAGAGAGAGAGGUGUAUUGUACUGUAGGUGACACGUAUUUCAAAGGUGCUUGACUUUUCUUUUUGUUUUCUGACGAAAAGCAAUUUUUUUAAGCUUUUCUUGACUCCUCUCUCUCUCAUUCUCUCUCUCUCUCUCUCUCUCUCUCUCUCUCUCUCUCUCUCUCUCUCUCUCUCUCUCUCUCUCUCUCUCUCUCCAUGUUACUUUUUAAUGACGUCAUCUCUUCUUUCAAGAACUUUUCUAAUUAUUAUUUAGACACUUACUUAAACUCCUAGUUUUAGACCUACGUGCUAUUUUUCAUUUUCAAUAGUUUUUUCUUAAUUCAUAGUUUAGCCGUUCUGUUAAGGAACUGUUUUUUGACUUUGAGUUAAAGGAAUCUAAAUAUGCACAGCCUAUACACAAAAAAUCUGCUUCGAAAAAAUAUUCAACACAAUCUUGAAACUGGACAGAAUGUUACUAUUUAUAUUUGUAUGAUACUGCUUAUUCUUACUGUAGUACAUACAAAGCUAUAUAUAUAUAUAGAUAUAUACUCUACAUCGUAAAUCUUUCGGAACAGAUAUUUAUUUCUUGAUAAAGUCGGAAGCCUCUAUCUGAUGGAAGUUCAUAAAGGAUCCAUUUUAUAUACAAACUACGUUUUCUUAUUUAGACAAUCUUAUAGUGAACACUGAGGUGUGGGACUGUGCCCUGGAAAACUUUCUGACCAACAGGAACAAACCUGUUCCCAGCUGCUCCUCCUUCACUGACUGACAACAACAAAAUGUUGCUUUGACCUGCGACCCCUCUUCCUCUGGCGUGUCAUCGCUCUCCGGGUGACGCGAGUACACGGACAAUGGGUAACAUUUGGGUUUGCUUUUGUUUCCUUUUUUUAACCCGACAAUCGCCACGGGGCUCUCCGUUCACAGACGAUGUUGAUGCUCUUCGGAGCAGGACAGUCCUCACAGUGUGUGGGUCAUUUUGAGAUUCCCGACCAAGGGCGUGUAAAGGUCUCCUCGUGAGUUUCCAGGUGAAUGGAUGAGUCCUUGGUUUCAAUGAGAACCCACUAGACAGCAUUCUGGGAGCCGUUCUAAAAGCUGUUUAUUUAAAUGGAGAUGCUCAAACUACAAACCCCAACCCCUCCCACCCCCCUUCCCAAUUAUUCCUCACUUUGAAUCCCUGGUGACAGAGAGAGAUACAUUAUAGGCCCUGCCAAAAUGAGUGAAUGUGUCUGUAUAUAAGUGUGUGUACUGAAUCAAAUUGUCUGUGUAUAUACUGGAUAAAUGUGUAUAUAUAGUAUGUCUAUACAGGUUGUUAUUUUUUAGACAUACAGAGCGUACAUAAUUGAUUCACCCUUUACUGUAUCUCUCUCUGCCGCCACCUCUUUCUCUCUCUCUCUCUCUCUCUCUCUCUCUCUCUCUCUCUCUCUCUCUCUCUCUCUCUCUCUCUCUCUCUCUCUCUCUCUCUCUCUCUCUCUCUUUCUCUUGCUCUUGCUCUCACUCUUGCCCUCACCCUAUUGCUCUGUCUCUCUAUCUUGGUUUACGAAUCCUGAGUGGAGGAGAUGGUUUUCUAGGUGAAUGGACAGCUGUGAAAGGCACUAUGUGUGCAGAAUCACACACUCUCACCCAGGGCUGCUGUCUCUUUGCUGCGUCCUUCAAGCUGUCAGGCGCAUUACUUCAAGCGUGCGCUCAUGUUGACCAACUCAAAGCUUUUUUUCCUGCAGGAGAUUUGGGUGACCAAGCAAUGUUUGUACAUAGAUAGACGAGGACAGUUAUUUACACAGAUCCCGAUCUACAAUUUGUUUGAAGCUCAAAAAAACGAUUUUGAUUUUCAGUUCAUGCUGUGUAGGUUUGCGAUGGUUGUGAUCCAGAGGUAUAUUUAUUCAGACAACCCUUAUAUAUAAAUAUAUAUAUAUAUAUUCCUUAAAAUUUAGUUCGGUAAAUUCCGCCCCUCAACGAGCACCGCUAACCUUUUAGCAGUUGAAGGUCUGGUUCAGCUGGCGAACGCUGCUCAUGGAAGUACUUUUGCAAUUUCCCAUCGCUUGUUUUUGUAUUGGUCCUUUUGAGUAAGUGUGCCUCCUCCUCCCCCC